This is a messenger RNA of Elephantulus edwardii (Cape elephant shrew), 2379 nucleotides long. RefSeq names its product family with sequence similarity 171, member A2 (gene FAM171A2). The transcript is spliced from 9 exons. The record is from RefSeq and is a predicted model, not a curated record. Lineage: Eukaryota; Metazoa; Chordata; Mammalia; Macroscelidea; Macroscelididae. The coding region runs from base 1 to 2379 and encodes 792 amino acids.
AUGCCGCCGCCGAGUGGCCCCGGCGUCCUCGCGCGGCUGCUGCCGCUGCUGGGGCUGCUGCUCGGCGGCGCCUCCAGGGCUCCGGGCAAAUCGCCGCCCGAGCCCCCCAGCCCGCAGGAGGUCCAGAUCAAGGUGCAGGUGUAUGUAAGCGGGGAGCUGGUGCCUCUGGCCCGGGCCACAGUGGACGUGUUCGGGAACCGGACUCUGCUGGCCGCUGGCACCACAGACUCAGAGGGCGUGGCCAUACUUCCUCUCACUUACCGCCUGGGCACUUGGGUGCUGGUCACUGCAGCCCGCCCUGGCUUCCUCACCAACUCGGUGCCCUGGCGUGUUGACAAGCUGCCCUUGUAUGCAUCUGUCAGCCUCUACCUGCUCCCUGAGCGGCCAGCCACCCUCAUCCUCUAUAAGGACCUUGUGCACAUCCUCCUGGGCUCUCCUGGUGCCCGCUCUCAGCCCUGGGUUCAGUUCCAGCAUCCAGCUGCCCGCCUGCCUAUCGGCUCCAACUACAGCCAGCUCUGGGCCUCGCUCACACCCGCCAGCACCCCGCAGGAAAUGCGGGCUUUCCCUGCUUUCCUGGGCACUGAGGCCUCCAGCUCAGGCAAUGGCUCCUGGCUGGAGCUGCUGCCCUUAGCUGCGGUGAGUGUUCAUCUGCUGACAGGCAAUGGGACGGAGGUACCCCUCUCAGGCCCCUUCCACCUGUCCCUGCCAGUGCCCUCAGAGCCCCGUGCCCUUGCUGUGGGCACCAGCAUUCCAGCCUGGAGGUUCGACCCCAAGAGUGGACUGUGGGUGCGCAAUGGCACCGGCGUGAUUCGGCGAGAAGGUCGGCAGCUGUACUGGACCUUCGUCUCCUCUCAGCUUGGGUACUGGGCUGCUGCCAUGGCCUCUCCCACAGCCGGGCUGGUCACCAUCACGGCGGGCAUCCAAGACAUUGGCACCUACCACACCAUCUUCCUGCUCACCAUCCUGGCAGCCCUGACCCUGCUGGUGCUCAUCCUGCUGUGUCUGCUCAUCUAUUACUGCCGGAGGCGCUGCUUGAAACCAAGACAACAGCAUCGCAAGCUGCAGCUCACUGGGCCCUCUGAUGGGAACAAACGUGACCAGGCCACCUCCAUGUCCCAGCUUCACCUCAUCUGUGGGGGGCCUUUGGAACCUGCCUCUUCCGGGGACCCGGAGGCUCCACCACCUGGGCCCCUCCAUUCAGCCUUCUCCAGCUCUCGGGACUUGGCCUCCUCCAGGGACGACUUCUUCCGCUCCAAGCAGCGUCCGACCAGCCGCCCCUCCGCCGAGCCUCCGGGUGCCCGCGGGGGCGAGAACCUGGGGCUCAAGGGCGCCCGCUCCCUGGAGGGUCCCGGGGGGCUGGAGCCGGGCUUGGAGGAGUACCGGCGGGGGCCCUCCGGGGCUGCAGCCUUCCUGCACGAACCGCCUUCCCCGCCGCCGCCCUUCGACCACUACCUGGGCCACAAGGGGGCAGCCGAGAGCAAGACCCCCGACUUCCUGCUGUCGCAGUCGGUGGACCAGCUGGCGCGGCCGCCGUCCCUCAGCCAGGCCGGGCAGCUCAUCUUCUGCGGCUCUAUCGACCACCUCAAGGACAGUGUCUACCGCAACGUGAUGCCCACCCUAGUGAUCCCCGCACACUACGUGCGCCUUGGAGGCGAGGCGGGCGCGGCAGGAGCCGGCGAUGAGCCCACCCCACUGGAAGGCUCGGCUGCAGGUGGCCCCGCGCGCCCCUUCCCCCAGUCUGACCCCCAGCGCCCGCUGAUGCAGGGCCACUCGGGCGCUGGGGGCGAGGGGGCCGGGGGCGGCGGCGGCGAGGGCUGGGGGAGCGGGCGCUCGGCGCCGGUCAGUGGCUCAGUCACGAUUCCCGUGCUGUUCAACGAAUCCACUAUGGCGCAGCUCAACGGGGAGCUGCAGGCACUGACGGAAAAGAAGCUGCUGGAACUGGGCGUGAAGCCUCACCCGCGCGCCUGGUUUGUGUCGCUCGAUGGGCGCUCCAACUCCCAGGUGCGCCACUCCUACAUCGACCUGCAGGCCGGCGGCGGGGGCCGCAGCACCGACGCCAGCCUGGACUCCGGCGUCGAUGUGCACGAGGCGCGGCCCGCGCGCAGGCGCCGCACGGGCCUCUGCUCCCCGGAGGACAACUCGCUGACGCCUUUGCUAGAUGAGGUGGUGGCUCCCGAGGGCCGGGCGGCCACAGUGCCCCGGGGGCGCGGCCGCAGCCGUGGGGACAGUUCCCGGAGCAGCGCCAGUGAGCUGCGGCGCGACUCCCUCACCAGCCCUGAAGAUGAGCUGGGCGCAGAGGUGGGCGAUGAGACGGGCGACAAGAAGAGCCCUUGGCAGCGACGAGAGGAGCGGCCACUUAUGGUAUUCAACGUCAAGUAG